Molecule: messenger RNA, 2325 nt
Organism: Candidozyma auris
Lineage: Eukaryota; Fungi; Ascomycota; Pichiomycetes; Serinales; Metschnikowiaceae
Product: metalloendopeptidase
Exons: 1
Coding region: 1-2325 (774 amino acids)
Biological process (GO): peptide metabolic process
Cellular component (GO): mitochondrion
Molecular function (GO): metalloendopeptidase activity
Source: RefSeq, a predicted model, not a curated record
AUGUUUGCAUCCAAGGCACUGCUUCGUGCUUUGCAAAAGCAUGUGUUUGCAAGACCCCUUACAUCGUCUGUUGCUGUUCGCAAACCCGCUCAAAGUGAACAGCUUGCUCGCCUAUUCGACAGUCAGAAGUGUUUCACUAAUUUCAACAAGCCCUCUGGUGGUUACUUUUCCACAAGUAAUGUGGGUUUGUUCAAAAACGAGAACCUUACAUCCCCUGAUGGACUCAUAGAUUUCUCGAAGAACUCUCUUAAAAAGGCAAAAAGCCUAGUUAAGACCAUGCUCUUGGAGGCAAAAAAUACGGACCAAGGCAAACUCAGCUAUAUCAGAAAGCUUGACCAGCUAAGUGACAUUUUGUGUCGUGUAAUCGAUGUCGCCGAGUUCAUUAGAGUGGUCCAUCCAAGCCAAAAGUGGGUCACUGCUGCGCAGAAUACUCACGAGAUCAUGUUUGAGUAUAUGAACCAACUCAAUACCAACGUCGAACUAUAUCUGACAUUGGUGCAAAUCCUUGACCUGGAUCUUGUGAAUCAUUUGAGUCAGGAAGAGAUUGAUGUGGGAAAGUACUUGCGUCAGGACUUCGAGAGAUCCGGAAUCGCAAUGGAUCCUGAUACGCGAAAUAACUUCGUUGCCAUAACUCAGCAGAUAUCACUCCUCGGUGCAUCGUAUAAUAACGAAGUCCAUGAUCUAGAAUCAUUCUGGUGCACCAUCACUAGACAAGAAUUCGAGCUGAUUGAUGAUGAAAAGCUCAAGUUAGAGAUCUUGGAUCAUCUGUCAAAGGCUCCACGAGGUGCCCAGGGAAUCUCCAUUCCACUUGCAGGUCAAUUGCCAUACUCUAUAUUGAUGACUUGCUCCAAUGAGGAAAUCAGGAGAAAGGUUUGGAUAGCAUUGCACAACUCCCCUAAGCGGCAAAUUCAAACGUUAGACAGCUUCAUAAAGUAUCGUGCUUUAUUGGCCCGAAUGCUUGGAUAUCAAUCCUUUGCUGAUUAUCAGCUUGAACACAAAAUGGCGAAAUCGCCUCAUCAUGUCAUUGCUUUUCUCAAGAACCUCCAGGAAACCCUUCUUCUGGAAAAGAAAGGUGUAAUGAGCGAAAUCAGAAACUUAUACAAGUACAAGAAAGGGAGUGAUCUUGCACUUACAAACGAUGAAAUUCUUGCUGAGGUUAAGCCUUGGGAUAGAGACUACUUAUUAGCGAAGCUGAUGAGACACUCAGAAAGCGACCAGAAAAAUGAGGAGAUAUCAGAAUACUUGUCCGUUGGAACUGUCAUGAGUGGUCUCAAUCAGUUGUUUAAAUCCUUGUACAACGUGGCUCUAAUCCCAGAGAGAACAGAAAAAGGCGAGACAUGGAACCAUAGUCAGGUACGGAAGCUCAGCUACGUGGAUCUUUCCAAUAACGAGACUUUAGGUCAUCUUUAUGUGGACUUCUGGUCCGAGAAAGUGCUUCCAUCCCAUUUCACUAUUGUUUGCUCCAGAGAGCUCAAUACAUCAAUUGGAACGGAGUCUAGAGAGGAUAUAAAAAACCAGGUACAUCUCAAUGAGGAUCGCGACUACCAGCUACCAGUGAUAUCCCUCGUAUGCAACUUUCAAAAGCCUAAAAGCAGCGGCAUGGGACGUCUUGCUGGUUUAGAUAGCGACAUGCCCACGCUUUUAACUUUGGAACAAGUAGAUACCAUUUUUCAUGAGAUGGGCCACGCCACACAUUCCAUGCUAGGACGCACAAAACUUCACAACUUGUCUGGUACGCGAUGUCUGACAGACUUUGUCGAGCUACCAUCCGUUUUGAUGGAGUCGUUUAGUAGUGACCCUCGAGUACUUUGCAAAAUUGCAAAGCACUACAAGACAGGUGAACCUCUUCCUGAGCUGCUUUUGAGAAGCCACCAGGCAAGAAGAGACUCGUUAAAAAACUGCGAGGCAUAUAUGCAAUCAAAGAUGGCACUACUAGAUCAAGUUUUGCAUAAUGAAAGCGUUGUUGAUUUCAGUAAUCAAGACUCCUUAAAGAAUUUCAGUUCAACAUCAGUAUACCACAAACUUGAAUCAGAACUAAAGGUUUUUGCAGAUCAAUGGUCCACAUGGCAUGGUAAGUUUCCACAUCUAUUUUCCUACGGGGCAGUUUACUAUUCGUAUUUAUUGGACCGGGCCAUAGCAGAGAAGAUUUGGAACGGUCUCUUCGAGAAAGACCCAUGGAGCCGAGCUGCAGGGGAAAAGUACAAAGAAAGUAUCCUCAAAUGGGGAGGUGCUCGUGAUCCAUGGCUUUGUUUGGCUGAUGCUUUAGAUGAUGAAGCAUUGAGCAAAGGUGAUGCGAGAGCCAUGGAAAUUAUAGGACACUUGUAA